AUGUGUCGGAAAACUUGGUGCGGUUUUUUAACCUUCCCUGGCCUCACCCUAAUCUCCUCCUCCUCCUCCUCUUUCUUCCUUCCUCCUCCUCCUCUUUCCUCCUACUCUUUCCUCUUCCCCUACUCCUCCUCCUCCUCCUCUUCUUCCUAUUCUACCUUCCUCCUCCCCUACUCCUCCUCCUACUCCUUUCCACCUUCCUCCUCCUCUUCCUCUUCCUCUUCCUCCUCCUCCCUUGGACAUCCCCUCACCACCCCCACUCCCGCCCCAACAUUCCACCUAGUGCUGUCAGCAGAAGAGACGCCCCUCAUGCAUAUUAAGUUCCAGUACCCGAGAGCUGAUUCCAGACGUGGGAUUCUGGGCACGAUGACUCGAUUAACGACGCGGAGACGUCGACUUCGGUCCUCUGGAGGCGUCCCCGACGGGCCCCUGGCUUGCAACCCCAUUUCAUUUCCUUUUACUGUACCUACUUUCAUGGUCUCUUUCUUUCCAUCUUACUAUUGGCGGUCUUCUCUGGCAACCACACUCACGAGCAGCGUAGCAGAUGUGAUAACGCUCUUUGAUCACGGCUAUAGUACCUCCAACAGUGCCGGGACGGAACGACAGCACCGUCUUCCCGCGGGAUCCUCAGGCGGGGAAAAUGACGCAAAGCGAAGGUCGCAAGUGACACAUACACUUGCAGGACGUAACCAGCGAGGUGCUAUCGCAGGUGAUAAUACCCCUGCAUACGUAGGCCGUGAUCCAAAGAAGUGUACAAUUUACCGCAGGUGGCUCAAAGACACCAGCGAAACAAUCCUCCAAAGGCACAAUUACUUAUGA
Macrobrachium nipponense is the source of this 816-nucleotide messenger RNA. RefSeq lists its product as uncharacterized. Lineage: Eukaryota; Metazoa; Arthropoda; Malacostraca; Decapoda; Palaemonidae. The transcript is spliced from 4 exons. The record is from RefSeq and is a predicted model, not a curated record. The coding region runs from base 1 to 816 and encodes 271 amino acids.